UGAUGUUGGCAUCGAAGUUUAUCCACCUCUACAGCCAAGAGCAAAACAGGAUGCAAGUGGUUUUAAUUUUAAGAUAAACAAACGUAUUGGCGCGAGGUUUUUAUCCUGCACGAGAUAGCAGCCAAGAAAGCGACGCCGCGUGGGCAGGCAGGCGUGUGCAACAGUUUUGGCAUCCAGUGGAGAUUCAACUGGUCUGGCCUGGUAGUGGUGAGUCCGGAUGCGAUAAGGGGCAAAACCGCGCUGAUAUUACUACGCAUUACGUGAAACAAACUCAACGAUGUCGGCGGUGCCCAAAUCUGCUGAGCCAUCGGAGUUGGCGCUCUUGGUGGGCAAUGCCAGCAACAACAAAAAUAACAAUAACACUAGUAGCAACAACAACAACCGCAGCAGAUCGACCAGCCAGGGCAACAAUAACACUCCAAGAAAGUAUAUCGCUCCCGGAGCAGCGAGCUCGAUCAGAAUGUGCCCCGCCAGCAAUUCGGGCAGACCCUCGCACAAUAACAACAACAACAACAGCAAACAACUAAAUGGGAUCUGCCAGCAGGCCCAGGCGGGCCACAAGCUUAUGGUCAUCAUGCGUGGUCCUCCGGGCAGCGGAAAAUCCACACUGGCCGAAUCCCUGCUGCGCCAGAGCCGGCUGCUGGAGCGACACGGCGUGCAGGAUUUUGUUCUUAGCACCGACGACUACUUUAAAACGCGGCACGGUUAUGAGUUCAAUCCCACCCUGCUGCCCGCUGCACACGAGUGGAACCAGCAGCGGGUGCGCGAGAAGGCCGCCCGCGGCUGGAGCCCUAUCUUUGUGGACAACACCAACACAAUGGUGUGGGAGAUGCAGCCAUAUGUCCAGGUAGCCGUGAAGUACGGCUACGUGCUGGAGCUACUCGAGCCCCAGACCAGCUGGUGCAAGUCGGCCAGCAAGCUGGCGCAAAAGAAUAUCCACCAGGUGCCCAGGGAGAAUAUCCAACGAAUGUUGGAGCGAUACGAGCGCACCACCGCAGCCGAUUUGAUCCGGCUCAUGAAGGAGACAAAAUACACGGUGACAUUGCCGCAGCUGCGACAAUAUCCUCCCUUGCCCGCCGUUCCCGUGGUUAAUAAUUUCGAUCAAAAGGAACCAACGGAUGCUUUAGUUCCACUUCAUACCAAGCUGAAUGCAAACGCACAGACCUGGGUGCCCUACGAGCAGGGAGCACCCUCGUACUGGUCCCAGACAGCAGAAUUACCACAGUCAGCAGGCUCUACCUCGACCAAUCCAGCGUCAGAGAAAUCUCUGAUUGACCUUCUGCGCGAUGACUGCAAAGUGGAGGAUGGGGCGGAGGAGGUGAAUCCAAAAACAGAAGCUUGUGAAUCGAAACCCUUACAGCGGCGUCACUGCCUUGAUUGCCCCAACGAGCCGGAGGGAUUUGCCCAGCUGCGCCAGAUGUACCCCAACAAGCAGAUGACGGGCCUCUGGGACCUGUUCAUCAAUUGCAAGUCCGACCUGGACUGGGCCGUGGAUAUAUUAAUCAAGGAGGACGAGCUGAAUGCCGAGGCGGGAUCGGAGCAGUUCGGCUCAGAGGUUGUUCUAAGUCCAGAUGAGUCUUUGCAAUUCCAAUGCGACUGCGCCAAUCCGGGAUCUCCUGCAGCCGUCACUCCUCGUUCCUCAUCGCCGUUUACGGCAGCAGCCAAGCCAGUGCCAAAGCCGCAGCGCCAGGCACGCAACAAACGCACCUCAGGGCCCACCAACAAGGAGUUGCAGUUGCAGAUCGAGAACUGUUUUGUGCUAGGCGACGAACAAUACUCGGAGCAUACGCGUAAAGUCCGCGACAUUCGCAAUGGGAUUCUAGACCAGCCCGCUGUUCCACAAGCAACUGAGGAGGCGGGGGCGGAGCAGGAGGAUCCGGAGGAGGAGGUGGACCCUGAAGACAAUACUCUGCUGGAAAUGGACCUGGGUAGCAUGUUCAUUGAGCGUCUGCGCGCUGAGUUCGACACUGACGACGAGGUCAUGCCGCUGGAGCAAGAACUGCCCGUCGCCACCAAGAUCUUUAUGCCGCGCCAGCUGGCCAAGCAGCUGUAUAUGCUGUGGAAGGAGGCCGUUUACAAUUUGCAAGAGGAGCAGCGCCAGCAGACGCUGCGCGACGACGAACAGUUUGCUCGCCUGCUAAAGCAUCCGGAAUACGCCGAGUGCAUUGAGUCGCCGAGCAAUGUCGGCGAGCUGCUUGACAUGGAGCUGGCCUGGAGCAUCUACAACAGCGAGCAGCUGGCCGCCAAGCAGGCGGCUGAGUUAGCCGCUCGCAAGCAGCCGCCCAACGACAUUGCCACCCAUCUGACCAAGAUGAAGCUGUGCGAGACGUUCCCCGAGAUACCCAACGAUACUGUGCUGGAGACCUUCAUGGCAACGGGUAGCAACUACAGUCGAACGGUGGAGGUGCUUGGCGGCAACGUGCAGAGCUCACUUAGCGGGGCGGAGCUCUACGAGCAAGCGCUUCGAGAGGGCGAAAAGCUAAGUGCACAGGUGGCUCUGGAAGAGCAGAAGCAGCAACAGAAACGAUUACAACAGGGCUCCUCCGGGCAGCGCUCCAGCUCUCAGUCCUCAGCCGGCCGGUCACCGCUGCUCCACGAGGAGGCCAAGUGUGCGGCUCUGCGUGACUUUGAGGAGACCCGCAACCUGGCGGCCCACCACUCCCAGCUAAAGGCCGAAUGUUACUUAAAGGCGAAACAGGCGGUGCAACGGGGCAAUGGCAACGUGGCGCUGUAUUACUCCGAGAUAGCGAAUCUGCACAAGCAGAAGAUCGACGCCUUCAACCAGCGGGCGGCCAACUGCAUCAUGGAGGUGCACCGGCACACGCAAAAUAACCCGGAUCUGCUUGACCUGCACUACCUGCACACGGUGGAGGCCAUUAGCUGCCUGGACCUGUUCCUCGAUCGCCACAUAACCGUGCUGCGCAACUGCACGCGCGUCUACAAGCAUGUCUUCAUUAUCACGGGCCGGGGUCUGCACAGCGCCAACGGUGUGUCCACCAUCAAGAACCGCGUCAAAUCCAGGCUGGUCGAGCGACGCUUGCGCUGGCAGGAGGUCAAUCCGGGAUUGUUGCGCGUGAAAGUCUUCUCGGCUUCGCGCCACUCCAAGAACUUCUGAUCGGAGGUCAUAUAAGGAUAGCACGACAGCCAACAGGGAUAAGCUACCUCAAGUGUCAUUUAUAUUUUGUAUUCUCUCUCUCUCUGUCAGCAAAUUCUUAAUCCUUUCGCUAUCGUAGGAAGAAACAUUCCUCUUUUUAUACCCUUGCAGAGUAUUAUAA
Molecule: messenger RNA, 3275 nt
Organism: Drosophila kikkawai
Lineage: Eukaryota; Metazoa; Arthropoda; Insecta; Diptera; Drosophilidae
Cellular component (GO): nucleus
Molecular function (GO): endonuclease activity
Source: RefSeq, a predicted model, not a curated record